Drosophila persimilis is the source of this 1789-nucleotide messenger RNA. RefSeq lists its product as uncharacterized. The transcript has 3 exons. NCBI's taxonomy places the organism in Eukaryota, Metazoa, Arthropoda, Insecta, Diptera, Drosophilidae. The coding region runs from base 402 to 1430 and encodes 342 amino acids. The record is from RefSeq and is a predicted model, not a curated record.
UAAAUGUCGCUUGGUAUCGCCAUGGACGCGGGGUGCGUCACCCAGUGACGUCGACAAACGGGCGCAUGCAAAACAGUUACGCCUUGCGGUACAAGUGUUGUGUGUGUGUAUGGCUUUCUUUGUGUUUGUGUGUAGUGGCGGAGUUGCAUUGAAAAACGCUUUUCAAGAGUCAACACAAUAGCCGAAAAAAAACAACGGCUAAGAACUAUAGGCCUUGACCUGAAGCAAGGCAAGCGGAAGGAAGCAGCCGCAUCAUGAGGCACCACCAAUUAACAGCGGAACCAACAAAAGAGUGAAAGCCAACAAAGUACGGCGGAAAGGGAACCAGAGAGGUGCUGCUCUGUACUGCUCUGUGCUGCGGUGUGGCCUACUUUUACGCACCUGCCCUGGAGCCCUGGAGCAUGGGUUCAUGUCUUGGCAGCUGCGUCACAGCCGCCGCUGCCACCACCAGCUCCAGCACAUCCACAGCAUCGUCUUCCUCCUCCACGGCCUCGUCGUCCUCCUGUGCGACGGCUGCGGCAGCUGCCAACAGCUGGCUUUGGCGUCGCCGCAGGCCCAGGGCUAGGGUCGCCACCGACCAGGAGGCCGAGCAGGAGCCUGAAACAGAGCUCAUAUCGAGUGGAGGGGGAAGCCAGCAGCGACGCGGCCUUGUCUAUCGCAUUCUGAAGUUCAAGAGGAAGCAGCAGUGCCCCCAGUUCCUGGACAAAUACUGGGAGCAACAGCCGAGCUAUGCGAAGCUACAGAAUGACAGUGCGAUAUCCGAUAUACAGCUGCAGAAUCUGGACGUUUUCAAGCUGCUCAACGCGCAGGCAACGCCCAGCAAGGAGACCGAGAUGCUUGGAAGCUAUCAGCGGAUGGCCAGCUCAAGGGCCAGCUCCUCGCUAGAUCUGGAGUGGGAGCACGAGUACUCGCAGCUGCGGAACUACCAGCAGGAGCAGAAGGAGCAAAAGGAGCAGCCUGCGGCCGAGAACACCCCACCGAUGGCAGCAAAGCAGCCGCGUUACGCUUCCCUGGACCAACUUGCGACGGCUGCCUCGAUGGCUGCCGCCAGCCAUGGACGCUAUGGCGCAGCUGCUCGACAUCCCCGUUUGGGGAGCCAUCAUCGGCAUGGCGGCUCCUUCACGCGCACCUCCUGCUGUUCCUCCACACAGAACUCGUGGUCGCACAUCUCCACGCCGGAGUCCCUCGAGUGGGAUGUCGACGAGGAGCGGGAACAGCAGCUGCAGCUGCGCCAAGAAGACGACAAUCUGGACGAUGAGACGCUCAAAUUGCUGCACCAAAUCGAGCAACUGAAGCAUCAUGUGCUCCAGGAAACGGGAGAUGGCCUGAGCAUGGGAGCUGCUGUGGCCGUUGGGGAGGUAACGGAGGGUCUACAGUUUAGGGCCUCGCAUUUUGGAGGCGGCUCCGAGCUGGAGGCAUCCAUAAGUUGAUUCAGAGAGAGCAGAUGAUGUAUAUAAGGGUAUUCUAAGAGAUGUAAAAAGGGGUGUACAAGACCAGAUGAAGGAGGAUCCUUUGAGGAGUGUAGUAUAUUGUAAUAGAAUAAUUGAUUUGGAGCAGAGAAAACGAUCGUUAACAUUAGAUUCCAUAUAGCACAGUACAGUGCACGCUCGUUAAAUUAAAUUUAGGUUUUAAAAAUACUUAGUAGAAGGAAUAUUAUCGGUUUGGGCGAUCCAAAACUAACACUCGAUACGUUUAGAAGUCGAAUCAUUUGAAGGAUUGCUAAUCAUUUUUUUUAGAUAGAUCAAUCAAUUUCUCUUUGUAAUCGAUUUUAUUUCAAUGCAAAUUUAUG